Molecule: messenger RNA, 4680 nt
Organism: Lytechinus pictus (painted urchin)
Lineage: Eukaryota; Metazoa; Echinodermata; Echinoidea; Temnopleuroida; Toxopneustidae
Product: polycystin-2-like protein 1
Exons: 14
Coding region: 38-3166 (1042 amino acids)
Biological process (GO): detection of mechanical stimulus
Cellular component (GO): membrane
Molecular function (GO): calcium ion binding; calcium channel activity
Source: RefSeq, a predicted model, not a curated record
GAUACUGUUUUUGAUUCUGAUCUUCUGUGUACUCUGGAUGGCAUAUGGCAAGGAGACAUCUCUACAUGGACCCCUCAACAACUCAGUCAACCAGAUCUUCCUCAAGACAAACCAUCCCUUCACCAAUGUCACAACGGUUGAUGAUCUAUGGAACUGGCUCCAGGAAGACAUGGUAGACACCCUCUAUUGGCAGAGAUGGUAUAAUGGUGAUCCCAUUGCUGAAGAUGCGGGUUCAGUGAUGAUCACCGGUGAGAGUAUCCUCCUGGGCAGACCUUCUCUUAGGCAGCUAAGGGUGAGACCGCACACCUGCACCGUACCCCCUGUGAUGCGCCCCAUCGUAGGGGACUGUCUUGGGGGCUACACCAAGAACACUCUCAGUAGAGACCCCUAUGGUCCUGAGGAUAAGUGGGUGUUCCGUACUGCCCAUCAGCUCCUGCGCUACUGCAAGUGGGGCAUGUUCACCAGCUAUGAAGGAGACGGGUAUGCUGUGGACUUCAACAAUACAAGGGAUGAUGCAGAGAAUCUGCUAUGGCAUCUACGUAAUAAUUCCUGGAUUGAUGCACAGACCAGAGCCGUCAUCUUAGAGUUCACCCUCUACAAUGCUCCUUACAAUCUCUUCAGUGCUGUGGCAUUUGUAGCUGAGAUACCCGGUUCUGGUGCAGUGUAUCCAAUGCCUAAGAUUGAGUCUGUUCAACUCUACCGUUAUGAGAAACCCUAUGAUUACUUCAUCAUGGCAUGUGAGCUUCUGUUUGUCCUUCUUGUUGCAUUGAUCUCAAAACAAGAAAUAGUCAAGGUGGUGAAGCAAAAGAGGGCUUACUUCAGAAGUGCCUGGUCAUGGGUUGAGAUGUCACUUAUACUGGUGUCUAUCACAUACUUUGCCAUGUAUGUCUACCGCUUUGCGUAUGUGAGCGAAGCUGGGAGGAGGCUGAAGGCUACCUAUCUGGAGGAAUUUGUUGAUCUCUCCUUCUUAGCUUGGUGGGAUCAGCGUCUUCGGGAUCUGAUUGCGCUUAUCCUCUUUAUUACGACACUCAAGUUCCUUCAUCUUUUGAGAUUCAAUCGUAUGUUUGCCAUGUUUGGUGCCAUCUUUGAGGCCGCCUUAGGACAACUUCUCCUUCAUAUGCUCUGCUACACCAUCCUAGAGACAGCCUUUGCAUGCCUUGGGAACCUUCUGUUCGGAAGCCAUUACUACCCAUUUAGGAACGUAUACCCUGCUUAUGAGGUUAUUAGCUCCCUGAUUGUGGGAUCGGCUCCAGACCACUCCAAGCUCUGGUUUCUCUUCCCAGUCCUCUGGCCGAUGUUCUACAUCAGCUACGUCAUCUGCAUGGUUGUAUUUAUGGCUGGAUUGGUAAAAGCCAUUCUCUGUCACAACUACCGUAAGGUCAAGCACUGUCCGCUUGAAACGGUCAGCGGCCAGGAAGUCAUCAGCUUCUUCUGGCAUCGCUUCCUCUGCUGGUUGGGCAUUAGGGAGGAGAAAGUGGAUGAUAGUGACAGAGACAAGCUACCAAUGGAGUUCACCAUGGCUGAGAUCCAAUACCAGGUUGAUGAGCUUGUGUUCAGGAUGAACGCCAUUCUGCAUCAGAACGGUCUUCCAGACAAACCCAUCGACUAUCUGGAUGAUUCUGAUGCCACGCAGAACUACCAUGAUGAUGGCAUCUCCAGUUAUCCAUCAGAGGAUCAAGAAUUUGACAAUGACAAGUUUGAAGAGCGGGUACAGCGUUUGGAGGAGCAGCUGUACUUUAACAAUCCAGAACUACGAGAGCUUAUGACAUCUCCAGAAGAUGAUGAGCCUGAUAGGCAUAAGGGAUUGAGGGCUAGGCUAGAACUGGAGAUCUUCCGUCAAUUGCAGCUAUCUAGACAGCAGGACGGGUUGGAGAGUGACGAACCUGGUCUUGAUGGCCUCGAUAGGGACAGUGGACAGCUAACAGCCUCGGGAUCAUUGGCUUCUUAUGAUAUUGGAGAGGACAGCGCCCUCUCUUGUGCCGAUCUGAAUAAGGUUGAGGCUGGUCGACAAGCUACGGCAUAUCGAAAGGAUGAUGGACAAGUUGCUUUUCCACAGCCCAUGAAGAAUCUAGGAACUCUGGAAGAAAUAAGAGCUCAAAGAGUGCAGAGCAAGACAAACACGGUAAAGGCCUGGGCAGAUGAUAUUACCAUCCAACAGAUAGAUGAGCCACAUGAGGAAGAAUGCCCUAUGGAAAUGGCACCAACAAAACCACAAUCCAAGAAGAAUCUUCUUAAGAGGUUACCAAGACCGCACACUGCUGCUGUCUUCCCGAUAAGAGACGCUGCCAGACUGUCUGAAGAUGGAGAGGAGAUCCAUAGACCCACUCCAGGGAGGAUUCAGCAUAAGGAUUCCAACACAUCGAAUGCUUCUUCAUCAUCGGCCUAUUCACAUCGCCGGAGUAGUGACGGAAUGGGAGGUUACGGGGGCAGUGAAAGCUCGCACCCAGACACUGGAUCUCGUGAGAGCAGGAAGUCCAGCGGGGUGGAUGGGGUUCAGAGGAGGGGCAGAAAUUGGAAAAUCACUCCGUUUACAAAGCACGGAUGGGAGGGUGUCGAGGAUCUCGGAGAGAGCCAGUCAAGCGAGAGAAGCGGUUGCAGCUCCUACGCGGCCAAUGAAAAACAGGCUUCUCCACCAGCACCAUCGAGGACAAUCUCUCAAGAUUCCCAGGCGUCCCACCAAAAUGGAAGUUCUCGGAAUUACCCCUCUGCAACUGUUAGUGGAGGUGGUAAGCAUAGGAGGAGGGGUGGGGAUGGUAGACCAAGCAUUGAUGAUCUCGUGUCCGAUCACCCUGUUGACUCUGAUCCCAAAGACCACUACCCCAUCGGUCACCACCCGAAUCUGACAGUCAGCAUGGAGAGUUUCCCUCUACCCAACAGCCUUGAGCAUCUUGUGGUCUCUGACAGCACUGACAAUGAGAAGCAGAGUCACCACCCCACUUCCAGCAGAUCCCAUAAGAAAAGGAAGGGUCACGAGGGGGGCAAACCCCAAUCCUCCAGGCUUAGGAAGACCAAGUCGAGGGGUAAAGGAAAAGGGCGAAGUCGGCUUCAGGAUGUUGGCCAUGUGAAUGAAGGCUACAGUUCUGACAGUCACGGUGAAGGAUUUGACGAUGAUGAGCACAUUCCUGUGAUAGAGAUGAGCAAGCCUUCUCUGCCAGGUCAUUACUGAGUUGCAUAAUCUUAUGAGAGACAUUUUAAAAGUGUGAUAGUCAUUUUUUUUCCUAAUCCACACAUGCAAGGAAGUAACCAUGCUAUUGUGAAUGAGUAUUCUAAGAAACCAAAGAGACCUUCAGCAUUCCAUCCAGUUUAAUGAACUUAAUGAUUAAUGCUUCACCGAGGAAUUGAGGUACAUUGACUUCAUGACCAACACAGGAACUUCCCUUUCACUUGGCCAUUAUGUAUUUCAUUAGACCAACCGUAUCAACAGUAUCCAAAUCCAGUUGUACAUCAUUGAUAUCACCUUUAUUUGGACUGUUACAUCCAUUUAUAUCAUAUGGACAUGGAAUGUUAAUAUCUUGUGUUGUGUAUUAAAUGUGGAUAUGUCUAUUGUGUUACAUGUCAUGUGGGUGUACAAACAUGUAUGAUAAUCAGUAUUUGCCAAUUUUAUAAAGAUGUUUCUUAAAAAUGUUAUUAUUGUUAUUUGUCUCUAUUUUGAUACAAAAUUAAAGGAAGGUAGAAUCUUUCCAUAGUACAGUUCUUUCUCAUUUGUGCUAUUUCCUAUGCAAUCAUUUAUGUGCUACAUUUCUUUAAUGGAUCAAUUUUUUAUGAAAACAGACAAUGUAUAUUUUUGUACUUUUAUAUUUGCAAAGUUUAUUACACAUGUGGUAAGCUGCAGAGUAAGUAAACAAUUUUGAGCCAUGCCUUGAUGCUAUGUUAUAUUGCAUAUUCUGUGAGUUUUGAUUAUUGUCUAUGUAUUAUGUCUUUUAUUGAAAUGUCAAUAUCAUGGAUAUAAUUAAAGGAAAAUAAAGACUCGAUUUUUUUGUGGGAAAGGGGGGGGGGCAUGGUACAAAUGUAAUAUUGUUUGCAUAAAGAAGUAUAAAAUGAAUAAACAUUUUCAUAUUUUGAUUGAAUAUAAUUGUGCUUUACAAAUUAUGCUACUUUGCACUUGUAAAAUUAUCAAUAUAUAUACAAGAAUCAGAGCUGUAUGAUUAUGAAAGCCUAUUCCAUGAUUAUUUCAUAAUUUUUUUUAAUUGCUGUCCCCAAUGUAAAUUAAUUCUAUAUUCAUUUAUGAAUGAAAGAUGCUCAUAGUAAUAUUGGCAAUUUUGAUUGGUGAUAUUACUUCUACAACCAUGUGCUCCAUAAGCUUAAGUGCUCAUGAAAAUAUUACAUGUUUGCAUUGUUGGCCUCAACAAUAGAGAUCCAACGCAUAAAAUAGGUCGGCAAUUUCACUUUUACCCUUAAUCAUUCUAAUCUUGAAAACUUAGAGUUUCUAUUGCCCUAUCAUGGAAAUGUAUUACAUCCUAACAGAAUUGAUUGGGAUAUGCAGGUUUUUAUACUUGUAAAAAAAUGUUCAAAUGAUUGUAUGAAUUUAUAUGAGCGAUGUAUUUUUUGUUAACUUAUUGUUUAUUUAACUUGUCUGAGACAACUGGUAAUACUGCUACCAGAGAUUUGGUAUUAAUUUACUUUGUAUGUGGAAUACAAUCAAAUAAACUAUCAAUAUAAUAUUUAAAAAAAUAUGGAAAA